AUGUACGCGACCCUGACCGGCCGACCGUCAGUGCAGCUACAUGUAAGGUGCUCCACUCCGGCGCCUCGAUGCUCCCGCGACUCGGUGCUUCGCAGAGCUAGGGCUGACUUCUCCAAAAAGGAGAUGCUGAAGUUUGCCAUUCCAGCCCUGGGUAUUUCAAUUGCAGCACCCUUCAUGACGAACAUUGACAAUGCUUUCAUCGGCCGCCUAAGUGGCACGAAAGCACUUGCAGCAAUGAGCCCUGGCAGUGUGUUGUCAGAUUAUAUUUUAUAUCUAUUCAUUUUCUUGCCGCGAGCCACUACUGGCUUGGUGGCUCGCGCACUCCCUUCCGGCCGCCAAAGGGCGGCGAGAUGCUUGGGCACCGCGCUGAGUACCUCCUUGGUCUUGGGCUUCGGCCUCACGCUGUUGUAUCUUUUUGCUACACCCCUUCUCUUGAACCUCUUGGAUGUGGCGCCAGAGCUCAGGCCUGGUGCUGGCACCUAUGUGCGCAUCCGUGGUCUGGUGGCAUGGGCUGCCCUGAUGCAAUCUGUGGCGUUGAGUGGGCUCUUGGCAGCCAAAGAUAGUGUCACACCUCUGAAGGUGGUCCUCUUUGCGGCCUUUCUGAACCUCGUGGGCGAUUUCUUCCUCUGCUGUUGGCCCUUCCAGCUGGGAAUCUUCGGUGCGGCAGCUGCCACGGCGGUGUCGACGCUGAUGGGCUUUCAGAUGAUGUGGCAGGCCCUGAAGAGGAAUCACUUGAUGCCACCGAAGUUGUGCAUCCCCAGCCGGAAAGAUCUCGCCCCACUGCUGGAGUAUGCCAAGCCCUUGUCCGUGGUGAUCCUGUUCCGGUUCAUGAGCUUGACGCUGAUGGCGAAGACUGCGGGGACCAUGGGCACUGCUGUCACGGCGGCGUAUCAGGUUUUGGCCAAUGUUAUCGUGCUCUUUGGCCUCUUCGGGGAACCACUGUCCCAGACCGCCCAGACCAUGCUGCCGGGGUUGCUUGAUCGACCUUCACCCAAGGCGAGGAAACUGGUCAAGAACCUUUCGGUCGUGGCCAUCGGCAUCAGCGCCUCGGUGGGGCUCUUCUCGGCGCUGGUCUUGAAAGCUUCGGCCCAUCUCUUCACCACGGAUGCGGAGGUGCAAGGCAUUUUGCGCGGGACCACUAUGGUACCGGUGACCGUAGCGUCAUUGAUUUUGUCACAAGUAUGUGAUGGUGCGAUGCUAGCUGCCAGGGAGUUUCCCCUAGUCAUCAAGAUCACCGUAGGUGCGACCACCCUCCAGGCGGACCCGCAGGUGUUGGUAGAGGAACCCCAUGUGGAACUAGGACAAGCCCUGCACGUGAAUCGACGUCUUGAGAGGACGCUGCGGAUUUGCUGUUCAUUCAUCCCAUGGUGUGGAGACCGAGGUGUCAACCAGGCUGGAAGUUGCACUCUCCUGGACAAGGUCGUGCGUGAAAGUUCACAGCUUCCCAAGUUGGUCUAUGUGGGAAUCAACCCUUUAUUGCCGCCUCCUAUACGUGCAGCGCCCGACUUCAUUCAUCAUUGGAAGAACCACCAGCAGCUGAGUCAACAGGUGCUCGCAUCACAAUCUGAGGAGCCUGAAGCUUGGGCGGUUCGCUCCAUGAGCAGUCAUUUCUUGGCACAGUGUUCGUUGAGCCAGGCAGCUGCGAUGCUCCGAAAGGACUAUGUCUUGCUGCAGGUGGAACAUCUCUUUGCCGUCUUUGCCCAGAAGAGCAUCAAGGAGCUACAAUUGCAGGACUCGAUGGGCGGCGUGGCCGAGUUUGAGGCGUGGCGUCGAAGUUGGUUUUGCUCUCCUCUUUCACCGGUGCUUCUAUCUCUGGAACAGUUGGCUGGCACGGACGACCAGUGGCUCUCAAUUGGAGCAAUGACCCAGGAGGAUGCGCAGCAAGCUGCGGUGUCUCUCGGCUGCGACUUCCUCGAACGACAAGAACUUCUACCAGACCAGGUGCAUAUGAAGUGUGAGGUUUCCAGGCACUUGCCUCAGAGGGACGUGCCACCAUGGCAACAACGCCUGCGAGUCCAGUGGUCCUUGAAACAGCUGAUGUGUCCAGGUGUUGCUUUGCAACUGGCCCAAGAAGGUCACGGUCACUGCCCUGUGCAUGGUGGCAAUACAGAAUGCGAAUGCUUCGCGCCCUGGCGCGGAUUGCAUUGCAACAUCCUGGACGCCACAGAAGCCGCGCAGGCGCGCAACUAUUCGGCCGCGGUGCAGUACAUUGUGAAUGAGGACCCGAUUCAUCUUGCUGAAUUGCGACAUUCGCUGCGAAAUUUCUGGCGACGCUUCAACAAGAACUUCGACUACCCAGUGCAGGUUUUCCACGAUGGGUUGUCAGAUGAGACGCGAGCGAGCCUGGUACGUGCUUCGCCAAACCGGAUUUGGUUUCAUCAUUUGCCGGAGGACUUUUUGCCACCGGUGGAGAAGCUCCCACCGGAGCUGGUGGUGGAGGACGAAACUCGAACAGUUUCACAUCACACCUUCUCAGCCGGCUAUCGGGCCCAGUGCCGCUUUCGAGCAGGGCCUCUCUUUGAGCAUCCUGCAGUGGCCUCCCUGGAUUACUUGAUGUCCUUGGAUACAGACAGUAUGUUGCCUGCUGAGCUGGCGCGGGAUCCGUUUUUGGAGAUGCAUCAGAACAGCUCCAAAGUUCUAGGCUAUUCGAAGCUGGCAAUCAGUUCCAGCGCCUACGUACGAGGGCUAUGGGCUGCCGUCCUGCAGUACUUGGCCUAUGAAGGGAUCAACCUCACCGAGAGUCGGCAGAAAGCUCCCGGCGAAGCGAAACACUUUCUGCAGAGGUUCUUGCUUGACCAGAGCAAGGACACCUUGUUGGUGGCCUACAACUCCUUAGUGGCGAUGACCGACUUUGAAGUCCUGCGCGUGUCAUUCUUCAAGCCCGGCUCGGACUAUUUCCGCUUCUACCGGUUCAUUGAUGAAUUGGGUGGCUUCUGGCUCUACCGUUGGGGUGAUCACGCCAUCAGAGGCCUGGGUACCGCAAUUGCUCUGUUUCCACAUGAGGUGAAGCAGGCUUCCGACGGGCGGUUGGUAGCUUACGACCUUCAGGUGCCGUAUGCACACCAGGACACCUGCCUCUGCCAAGAUCCCAAACUUCGCUGUGCCGACAGGGGCAAGGCGGCCAGUGGUGAAGCCCUUUGGCCGGAAACGAAGAAGGUUUGGGAAUGCAUCCCCAAGACGUGA
Molecule: messenger RNA, 3183 nt
Organism: Cladocopium goreaui
Lineage: Eukaryota; Dinophyceae; Suessiales; Symbiodiniaceae
Source: the annotation of a GenBank genome assembly